AAGAAAAAUAUCAGCAGAGUUCUCUUUUCAAUACAUUUGUCGUCACCUAUAAAUAGGCAAAGCCACAGCUAAGCAAAUUCAUUAACAUAUUUUGGUUUAGGUGAUGCAGCAGAGAGGUAGAAUUAGUAAUUGUAAAUCAAGAACCUUUUCUAGAUCUCGCAUUGCUGUUGAAGGUUGUUAACCUUUUUAGCUAACUACCAUAACUCUACGUCCAGUUUGUCCAAUUGAAAAGAUCACAAGAUUCUAGUGAAUUUUCACAACUAUGGCUGCCACUGAUGCUGCUGCUCCAGGACAAGAGCGUGAGAUUCAAAAGAGUUAUUGGAUGGAGCAAACUGCUGAACUCAAUUUGGAGGCAAUGAUGCUGGACUCUGAAGCAUCUGAUCUUGAUAAAGAGGAUAGGCCUGAGGUGCUCUCACUGCUUCCCUCAUAUGAAGGGAAAUCCGUGUUGGAAUUGGGUGCUGGUAUUGGCCGUUUCACAGGGGACUUAGCCGAGAAGGCUGGGGAGGUUGUAGCGGUGGACUUUAUUGAAGACGUGAUUAAGAAGAAUGAAAACAUCAACGGGCACCACAAGAAUGUCAAGUUUAUGUGUGCUGAUGUGACUUCACCAGAUUUGACUUUUUUACCUGAAUCAGUGGACUUGAUAUUUUCUAACUGGCUACUGAUGUAUCUUUCCGACGAAGAGGUUCAGGACCUUGCAGAGAGAAUGGUCAAAUGGUUGAAAGUUGGUGGCUAUAUACUUUUUAGAGAGACAUGCUUCCAUCAAUCAGGAGACCACAAGGGAAAGAACAACCCAACCCACUAUCGAGAGCCUAGAUUUUAUACAAAGGUUUUCCAAGAAUGUAAUUCAAAGGAUGGUGCUGGAAAAUCAUAUGAACUUUCUCUCAUCGGAUAUAAGUGCAUUGAAACUUAUGUAAGAAACAAAAAGAAUCAAAAUGAGAUUUGCUGGAUAUGGCAGAAGGUUCGUUCUGAGGAUGACAGGGGAUUCCAGCAUUUCUUGGACACUGUUCAGUACAAGUCCAAUGGCAUACUGCGAUAUGAACGAGUCUUUGGGCCAGGCUUUGUGAGCACAGGAGGAAUCGACACCACCAAAGAAUUUGUUGCCAUGAUGGAUCUUCAGCCUGGCGAAAAAGUCCUUGAUGUUGGCUGUGGCAUCGGUGGAGGCGACUUUUACAUGGCUGAGAAGUAUGAUGUUCAUGUUGUCGGCAUUGAUCUGUCAGUUAACAUGAUCUCAUUGGCUUUCGAACGUGCUAUUGGUCGCAAAUGCGCGGUUGAAUUUGAGGUUGCUGAUUGCACAGAGAAAACAUAUCCUGAAGGAUCAUUCGAUGUGAUAUACAGCCGGGACACUAUCCUGCACAUCCAGGACAAACCUGCAUUAUUCAGAUCUUUCUAUAAGUGGCUGAAGCCUGGAGGCAGAGUCCUCAUAAGUGAUUAUUGCAAAAAGGCAGGACCAGCAUCAGAAGAAUUUGCAGCAUAUAUCAAACAGAGAGGUUAUGAUUUGCAUGAUGUCGAAGCAUAUGGACAGAUGCUCAGAGAUGCUGGCUUCAACGAAGUUGUUGCUGAGGAUCGAACUGAACAGUUCAUGAACGUUCUCCAGAAAGAGUUAGAUAUUGUGGAGAAGGAUAGAGAGUCGUUUAUCCAGGAGUUUUCUGAACAAGACUACAAUGAUAUAGUUGGAGGUUGGAAGGCCAAAUUAAUCAGGACUUCAUCCGGUGAGCAGAGAUGGGGUUUGUUCAUUGCCAAGAAGAAGUGAUCAUGAAUGUCACGAUAUUCUGUGUUAAUUUAUGCAAUCAAAUCUGAAUUGUCCAAUGUUAUAUCAUUAUCUAGUACCUGCCUUUAGGCAUGAUUUGUGUCAUUAUGUGCUGUUUGAUUGAAUCUUAUUCUUCAAGAAUAACAUUUAUGUAUUGGUCCUCUCUUGGAGAAAGAACUCUUUUUAAUUCGACUGCUA
Lycium barbarum (goji berry) is the source of this 1945-nucleotide messenger RNA. RefSeq names its product phosphoethanolamine N-methyltransferase-like. The record is from RefSeq and is a predicted model, not a curated record. Gene Ontology annotation, molecular function: phosphoethanolamine N-methyltransferase activity. Gene Ontology annotation, biological process: phosphatidylcholine biosynthetic process. The coding region runs from base 263 to 1750 and encodes 495 amino acids. Lineage: Eukaryota; Viridiplantae; Streptophyta; Magnoliopsida; Solanales; Solanaceae. The transcript has 12 exons.